Molecule: messenger RNA, 1440 nt
Organism: Gilbertella persicaria
Lineage: Eukaryota; Fungi; Mucoromycota; Mucoromycetes; Mucorales; Choanephoraceae
Product: hexokinase-domain-containing protein
Exons: 4
Coding region: 1-1440 (479 amino acids)
Biological process (GO): intracellular glucose homeostasis; glucose 6-phosphate metabolic process; glycolytic process
Cellular component (GO): mitochondrion; cytosol
Molecular function (GO): D-glucose binding; ATP binding; mannokinase activity
Source: RefSeq, a predicted model, not a curated record
AUGGCCAGUAAAAGUCCUCAAGCAUAUGAAGUAAAGAAACUCGGUGGCACUCCUGAGCAACAAGCUUACAUGAAUGACAUAAUUGAUCAAUUCACAACGGAUGCAGCCAGUCUUCAUCGAAUCAAAGAACAUUUCAAGAAGGAAAUGGAUAAGGGUUUAGAAAAAGAAGGUGCUACUGUAGCCAUGAUUCCUUCUUAUGUUGAAGGUCGUUUGACAGGCAAAGAAGAAGGCCAUUUCCUUGCUCUUGACUUGGGUGGUACUAACUUACGUGUUGUGCUUGUCACGUUACUGGGUGAAGGCAAGUACAAGACUGUUUCCUCUAAAUCCAGAGUAUCUGAUGAAUUGAAACUGGGUCCUAUGCGUAACUUGUGUGAUUAUAUUGCCGAAUGUGUCGAUACUUUUCUGACUGAACAAAACCUGGAAGAUCAAGAGACUGAGCUUAAUUUAGGCUAUACUUUCUCAUUCCCUGUCCUUCAGUCAAAGAUUAACCGAGGUAUUUUAUCUACCUGGACAAAGGGUUUUGCUUGUUCGGGUGCUGUGGGUAAAGACCCUGUUUUGAUGUUACAAGAUGCUCUUUUGAGAAAACAUGUACCUGUUCGUGUCUCGGCCCUUGUGAAUGAUACUGUCGGUACUCUGUUAUCCAACGCGUACAAUAAGCCUGCCACAUUAGCUGGUCUAAUUUUAGGUACUGGUGCCAAUGGUGCCUAUAUUGAAAAGAUGGACAAGAUUCGUAAAUGGAAGGGCGGUAAAACAACAGCUGAUGAAAUGAUUAUCAAUAUGGAAUUCGGUGCCUUUGAUAACGAACGCCACAUUUUACCACUCACUCGCUUUGACAACAAACUCGACCGUCAGUCGAUUAACCCACACGCUCAAAUCUAUGAAAAGAUGAUUUCUGGUAUGUACCUUGGUGAAAUCACACGUAAUGUCCUGACCGACAUGAUUGACCGUGAGUUACUGUUGAAGCGUGAGACAAACACAUCACUUGCCUGGUCUAAAGAUAUUACAAAGCAUUGGUCAUUUGAGACUGCUUUUAUGUCAAAUAUUGAGGCUGAUGAUUCAAACGAUUUUGCCAACACGAAGGAAAUCCUGGAUACCAAUUUGAAUUUUCACGAUGUGACUACAGACGAAGCUGGCUUUAUCAAAAAGAUCUGUGAAUUAGUAGGUAAGCGUGCUGCUCGUUUGGCUGCUGCUGCUAUUGCUGCUAUUGUUGAACACUGUGAUAUUGGUCCUGAAGGGUGUGAUAUUGGUAUUGAUGGUUCCUUGUAUGAAUUCUAUCCUUCUUUUGAAGAGAGAAUGUACCAAGCACUUGAGGAAAUGAUGCCUGAUCUUCCUGACCUUCGUAAGCAGAUUCGUCUUGGUCUUGCCAGAGAUGGUAGUGGUGUUGGUGCUGCUCUCACGGCUUGUGUUGCUGCUCGUAUGGAAAAUCAACGUAAAGCAUAA